This is a messenger RNA of Megalops cyprinoides (Indo-Pacific tarpon), 594 nucleotides long. Its product is annotated as inositol 1,4,5-triphosphate receptor associated 2-like. The coding region runs from base 112 to 594 and encodes 160 amino acids. The transcript is spliced from 5 exons. The record is from RefSeq and is a predicted model, not a curated record. NCBI's taxonomy places the organism in Eukaryota, Metazoa, Chordata, Actinopteri, Elopiformes, Megalopidae.
GCACUUGACGUUGUUGCUUUCUCUCCAGACGAUUUCAGGAACAAGAAAGCACCAGGAUCUCAGUCUUACCCCCUCAGGUCUCAGGGGGCCGUGGAGGUCGACGCAGACAGGAUGGCCAGGAGGAGCUCCUGGAAAGGGGCGGGGAGGAACAGCCUGCGGCCGUCCUUAAAGCGCUUCAUCAGCACCUGCGCCUGGGUGGAGAAUGACGAGCCCUCUCUGCUGAAAGGUUUCUGCAGGAACGAGGAGACAGACUCACCCUGGGAGGAAAAGAAGCAGGAGGAAGUUGUGAGGAGGAAGUCCAGCCUAACAGAGCUGGGGAAUAAACUCACAUCGCUCAUCAUGCCUGCUAAGACACUUGAUCACCCUGCCCCCCAGCCGGAGGGGGCGUCCACAGCCCUCCCCUCGUGGCUGCCGGUGGCGCUGGUGGUGCUGGUGGUGCUGCUGGCGGCUCUCCUCGCUCUCCUGGGCAGCCUGGCGUUGAUGCAGGGUGCAGACGCGGCUCCUGUGGGCACCGGAGACUCCUGGGAAUCCAUCCCCCAGCGGCUAUGGUCCCGCAACGAUCUGGGGUCGCAAAACUGUCAGCGGCCUGCGUGA